Messenger RNA from Acanthaster planci (crown-of-thorns starfish), 4239 nucleotides. RefSeq lists its product as uncharacterized. Gene Ontology annotation, molecular function: G protein-coupled receptor activity. Gene Ontology annotation, biological process: cell surface receptor signaling pathway; G protein-coupled receptor signaling pathway. NCBI's taxonomy places the organism in Eukaryota, Metazoa, Echinodermata, Asteroidea, Valvatida, Acanthasteridae. The record is from RefSeq and is a predicted model, not a curated record. Gene Ontology annotation, cellular component: membrane.
AUGGAACUGGCAACAAAUGGAUCCGGCACACUUACCACGGACAACACAACCGACACAACAAGCACCACAGAAGUGGCCAUAAAUAGUACCAUGGAACUGGCAACAAACGGCACACUUGCCACGGACAACACAACCGACACAACAAGCACCACAGAAGUGGACAUAAAUGGCACCAUGGAACUGGCAACAACUGGCAUACCUACCACGGACAACACAACCGGCACAAGCACCACGCGGGGUACUUACGAACCUUUUACAGAACCUAGUGUCAAUAUUAACAUCACUUUAGAAUCCCAAACAGAACAAACUACCAAUACAACCCGCACAAACCAGAUAACUACGGAAGCAAGCACCAUAGAAGCGGCUACAAGCGGUACCAUGGAACUGGCAACAAAUGGAUCCGGCACACUUACCACGGACAACACAACCGACACAACAAGCACCACAGAAGUGGCCAUAAAUGACACCAUGGAACUGGCAACAAACGGCACACUUACCACGGACAACACAACCGACACAACAAGCACCACAGAAGUGGCCAUAAAUGGCACCAUGGAACUGGCAACAACCGGCAUACCUACCACGGACAACACAACCGGCACAAGCACCACGCGGGGUACUUACGAACCUUUUACAGAACCUAGUGUCAAUAUCAACAUCACUUUAGAAUCCCAAACAGAACAAACUACUAAUACAACCCUCACAAACCAGAUAACUACGGAAGCAAGCACCAUAGAAGCGGCUACAAGCGGUACCAUGGAACUAGCAACAAGUGGAUCCGGCACACUUGCCACGGACAACACAACCGACACAACAAACACCACAGAAGUGGCUACAAACGGCACCAUGGAACUGGCAACAAACGGCACACUUACCACGGACAACACAACCGACACAACAAGCACCACAGAAGUGGCCAUAAAUGGCACCAUGGAACUGGCAACAACCGGCAUACCUACCACGGACAACACCACCAGCCAAGUAGCUACCACAGAGAAAACAACUGAAGCAGCCACCAUUGUCUACGCGAGCACUGAACAGGUAAUCACCCAAGAGGCCGCAACGAAAGAUGUAGCCACAAGUGAUGCAAUCGCGACUGAACAAGCCACUGAAGCAACCCCUAUAGAACGAACAACUGAAAAGGCCACCACAGCGAUAGCCACCACCGAACAACAAAUUGUAAAGGCCACAACUGAAACAGUAGCCACAACUGAUGCAACCACAGAAGACCAGGCCAUUGAAGCGACCACCAAUAUGCAAGCCACGACUGACUCAGCUAGCCCAGGUGUGGACAUCAAAUGUCCCGACAGUAUGGAUCUGGACAUCACUGACGGGAGUCCGACGUCUCUUGUCACUUGGCCUCCUCCUACUGUCAGUAGUUCCACGGAGGCCGCUAAUUGCCAACCGGCAUCUGGUAGCCAGUUCUCCAUCGGAAACACUGACGUUGUUUGUGACGUGAGAGAUAAUUUCGGAAAUGAAGCAAGAUGCUCCUUCACAGUGGCUGUUACUGCCUGGUGCCCGGAUGAUAUCUAUGUUAUAUCUGCUGGUUUUGUCACCUUCCCUGAAACCAGACUAUCGGAAACUCGAAACACACUGGAGGAAUGCGUCAAGAACGACGGAACGGGCACAAUGCAUCCUCGUGCGUCUCGUUUGUGCGGUGGAAGCGUCCAAACGGGUGCCCACUGGCAACAGCCCGUCUUUAUCGACUGCCUGCAAGAGCAAAAUGUCAACGAGGGCUUGGAUGAACUGGCUGAGAAACCAAUCACAGACGAGAACGUGGAUGACGUGUCGGACGCACUUGCUUCUCUGACUAAUCAAACGUCGGGAAUCGAUAACAAAGGUGUGGCCUCCGCAGCUGACAUACUGGACGGUAUAACGAAGACUGGGAACCCGUCACCUGAGGUGACUUCCGAUGUUGUCCAGGUUGUUGAUAACAUGCUACAGGUGGACGACGAUUCCUUUGAAUCGACUGGCAACGCGUCGUCUCGGAUAGUCAAGUCCCUGGAGGCCCAGGUCUCUCUCGUCCUGUCGGGAGGGGGGAACUUCAGCUCCGUGACCCAUAGCCUCGCCGUCAAAGCGCUCCACGUUUCCUCUGACUCUGUCGGCGCGCACGGAGUAGGAAUGGUGGCCAGAGCAGGCCGAGACGGAGAAUGGCUGAAGGAGGAGAAUAUCAACAUCUGCCCCAGCCAAUGCGAUGGUGACAACCCUCAGAGCAUGAUCGCAUCCAUCAUGCUACCUAAAGAAAUUGUGGACCGGCUUCCUUCAGAGCCAAUCAAUGUGGGCCAGGUACCGCUGAGUUUCAUGAUGUAUCAGAACGACAAGUUGUUUCGGUCCCGGAACUUGUUGGAUCAAUAUGCAACGUCCUAUUUUCGAACUGUCGGUAGUAGCAUCGUGGUCGCCGCCGUGGACGGCGUCGAAAUCGACAACCUUCCGAGCAAUUCGUCGGUUCUUUCAACAUUCAGUUUAUUGAAGGUACAUGAAGAAAAGACCGACACACCAAUGAAUGCCGAGUGCGUCUUCUGGGACUUCAAAAUGCACGGCGGAAUCGGGGAUUGGUCCAACAAAGGUUGUCAUCUGGUGUCAUCUAGCCAAAAGAGGGCGGUGUGUAGCUGCAACCACUUGACAAGCUUCGCCGUGCUGGUGGACGUUUUCGGCCAGACGAGGACCAGCCCAGCUUUGGAUAUUAUCAGCAAGAUUGGUUGCGGAGUAUCAGUGAUAUCUCUCAUCAUCACCAUUGCCGUUUACAUCGGUAUACGAUCGCUGCGAGUCAAGAUCCCCAGCCGCAUCCUGAUCUGUCUCUGUUUCUCCCUCCUGUGUCUCUACCUGAUCUUCUUGGUCGGCAUUGAGCAGACCUCCUCCGGUAACGGCUGCCUGGUUGUGGCAGUCUUACUCCAUUACUUCACCUUGGCCUCAAUGGCCUGGAUGGCGGUGGAGGCCACAAACAUGUACUUGCUCCUGGUCAAGGUCAUCAACACGAUUUCUAUGCGGCGUUUUAUGCUGCACGCAUCCCUGGCUGCGUGGGGUGCUCCGCUAAUAAUUGUGGUCACCAUCCUAGCGGUUGAUUAUACACAGUAUCAGAGCAAGACAUACUGUUUCUUGAAGUCUGGUCCAGCAUUCCUAUAUGGUGAGAUGGCCAUAAUUGGUGUGGUCCUCUUAUACAACACAAUCAUCUUCAUCAUGGUGCUGGUGAGCAUCUACGGUCGAAAUCAGGUCCGAAGCACGGCAGAUCAGCACCGGCGGCGGAAGGCUUCCCGCCGGGUGCAGAACGCCCUGGCCAUCUCCGUCCUGCUGGGCCUGACCUGGUCGUUCGGUCUGCUGUCGGUGCUCGAGGCUUCCAACUUUGCCUUCCAGGUCCUGUUCUCCGUCUUCAACUCCCUGCAGGGGCUCUUCAUCUUCCUGUUGUUCUGCUUGCGUCAGGACAACAUCCGCGCGAUCCUCCUCGGGAAACUGAAGUCCGUCGACAGAAGCAAGCACGUGUUCUGUCUGAUGAGCGGAGGGGGGAAGACUCCACUGGCAGGAAAAGGCACCGAGACGACCCACGGAAGCACGAACUCUCCGUCCGGUAUUGAGCUGCUGAUACUCUCUCGUACCAGUGCGUCUUUGUACAAGUGGCCUUCACAAUUUACGAGACAACCAGAAUACGUUGAUAACCAGGAACAUCCCUUUGCCGUCAAACAAGAUUAAAGAGUCCUCUUCCCAACCAACUGUAAAUAAAAUAAAUGACAUGAAACCAAGAUGUUUGGGCCAGCUUAUAAGACUUUACUACUGAACAUUUCUGUUUUCAACGGUAUAAAACUUUGUGUAGUGGUUCUUUCAUUUUGACCAAGUCACAAACUUCGCACCAUUCCAUCAACUUAACGUGACCUUUUGCUUUUUUUAGUAUUCUUUUGUUGUUCGCUUUACAUAGUACCUCUGAAUCGCUAUAGAGACAAAGUCAAAUUUAAUUUUACAUUGUUGCUUUUCAAAACUUAGUGUCUUCUUAGUAAUUGAAGCUAUUAGUAAGAAGCUAUUGCUACUCAUGUGUAAUACCAACUUCGCAUAUUUUACCAUUUCAACAAACGAACGCAUUUUUAAGAGUGUUUUGUGCACACUACUAUGGUGCCCUAGACAAAUACAAAUUGCCACAACAGCGUGUGUAGGCCUAUACAAACUUAAGACUAAUAAGAUAACUCAGUGUUACGUAUAUAAGAUUAACGAAUGCUUGAUUUAUAAAUAUGGAAGUUUAAGCCCGUUGCUCGG